AUGUACAGCUUCAUGGGUGGCGGCCUCUUCUGCGCCUGGGUGGGGACCAUCCUCCUGGUGGUGGCCACGGCGACAGACCACUGGAUGCAGUACCGGCUGUCGGGGGCCUUCGCCCACCAGGGCCUGUGGCGAUAUUGCCUGGGCAGCAAAUGCUACCUGCAGACGGAGAGCAUCGCAUACUGGAAUGCCACCCGGGCCUUCAUGAUCCUGUCCUCCCUGUGCGCCACCUCUGGCAUCAUCAUGGGCAUCAUGGCGUUCGCUCAGCAGCCCACUUUCACCCGCUUCUCCCGGCCCUUCUCUGCGGGCAUCGUGUUUUUCGCCUCCACAUUUUUCGUCCUGCUGGCCUUGGCCAUUUACACUGGAGUCACCGUCAGCUUCCUCGGUCGCCGCUUCGGGGAUUGGCGCUUUUCCUGGUCCUACAUCCUGGGCUGGGUAGCUCUGCUCAUGACCUUCUUUGCAGGAAUUUUCUACAUGUGUGCCUACCGGAUGAAUGAAUGUCGGCGCCUGUCCACUCCCCGCUGAACCCAAAUGUGUGCCCCGACUUCAUCUGGAUGUCAAAGUCAGGUCACUGAAGAGGAGGCGGUGGGUCUAGAGGCCUGAAAUCCUGGU
Messenger RNA from Globicephala melas (long-finned pilot whale), 609 nucleotides. It is a transcript of the gene LIM2, whose product is annotated as lens intrinsic membrane protein 2. The record is from RefSeq and is a predicted model, not a curated record. Lineage: Eukaryota; Metazoa; Chordata; Mammalia; Artiodactyla; Delphinidae. Gene Ontology annotation, molecular function: structural constituent of eye lens. Gene Ontology annotation, cellular component: plasma membrane.